Molecule: messenger RNA, 354 nt
Organism: Penicillium roqueforti
Lineage: Eukaryota; Fungi; Ascomycota; Eurotiomycetes; Eurotiales; Aspergillaceae
Exons: 1
Coding region: 1-354 (117 amino acids)
Source: RefSeq, a predicted model, not a curated record
AUGCGCACUGGUCGUCGUCACUAUAAAUCAGGAUCUCCCGCCCCGGGUACAGUUGAGCCAGUGUUCCACGCUGGAGUCGCCAUCGGUGCACAGAUUGAUGUUCUCAUUGACCCACAAGCCAGCGUUGGUAUCAAGAUUGGUGGCGGCAAGAUUGUUGCGGGUAAAACCUUGAUGGAUGCUCAGCUGAGUGGCUAUGUGAACACCGACGUCUCCUUCCAGGCUCAUGGUGACUACGACACAUCUGACAAUGCAUUCCACUACCGAUUUGGGGCAUAUCUGUACUAUAACAUUGGUUAUAAGGCAGUGGCCAAGAUCUUAGACUUCGUUGACUGGGCAACAGGAGAUCGCACGUGA